Chelmon rostratus (copperband butterflyfish) is the source of this 993-nucleotide messenger RNA. Its product is annotated as trace amine-associated receptor 13c-like. Gene Ontology annotation, cellular component: membrane. The coding region runs from base 1 to 993 and encodes 330 amino acids. Lineage: Eukaryota; Metazoa; Chordata; Actinopteri; Chaetodontiformes; Chaetodontidae. The transcript has 2 exons. The record is from RefSeq and is a predicted model, not a curated record. Gene Ontology annotation, molecular function: trace-amine receptor activity. Gene Ontology annotation, biological process: G protein-coupled receptor signaling pathway.
AUGGAGAGCCUGCAAGGAUCUGAACUCUGCUUCCCACAACUACCCAACAUCUCCUGCUGGAAGCCGAUGCGGCAUCAUGCUGAGUCUAUUUUUCUUUACAUCCUGCUGUCUUGCAUGUCUUUGCUCACUGUGGCUCUCAACCUACUGGUCAUCAUCUCUAUCUCCCACUUCAGACAGCUCCACACCCCCACCAACCUCCUCCUCCUCUCGCUGGCUGUCUCAGACUUCUUUGUUGGCCUACUGUUGAUGCCGAUUCAAAUCCUCCUCUUAGAGGGCUGCUGGUAUUUGGGGACAUUCAUAUGUGGACUGUUUUACUAUGCCUCUUUUAUCCCUACAUCUGCAUCAGUAGGAAACAUGGUGCUCAUAUCAGUUGACCGAUAUGUAGCCAUUUGUGACCCUUUGUGUUAUUCCACCAAAGUCACUCGGAAAAGAGUUAAAAUCUGUGUUUUUCUGUGUUGGAUCUGUUCUGUGCUCUAUAAUGGUGUGAUACUGAUCGACUUCCUGAAACAUCCAGAUAGAUAUAACUCCUGCUAUGGAGAGUGUGUAGUUGUGGUUAAUUUCAUAACAGGAGCCGUUGAUGUUGUGUUGACCUUUGUUGGCCCUAUUGCUGUCAUUAUAGUUCUAUAUAUGAGAGUAUUUAUGGUGGCAUUGUCUCAGGCCGGAGCCAUGAGGUCUCAUUUUGCAGCUGUUAGACCAUGGGGUUCAGUCGGUGUGACUGCUAAGAAGUCUGAGAGAAAGGCAGCCAGAACUCUUGGUGUUGUUGUGAUCGUGUUUCUAAUAUGCUUCUGUCCUUAUUUUUAUCCGUCUCUCACGGGCCAGGACAUGUCAACUAGUGUGGCAUUUUCAGUUUUUGGGGUCUGGCUACUUUAUUGUAACUCCUGUCUAAAUCCAGUGGUUUAUACUUUUUUCUACCCCUGGUUUAGGAGAUCUAUGAAAGUCAUUGUUACAUUUCAGAUACUGCAGCCUGGCUCCUGUGAUGCCAACAUAGUAUAG